AUGCCUCGUCAACGCUCCGUCGGCCGCGCUCCUUCGCGCCCUACCGCUUCUGCUCCCGCCCCCCAGCAGCGCCGCCCUGCCACCACCGUGGCCGCUCCUCCUCAGCAGCACGCUCCCCAGGCCAUGAUGCCUCCCCAGCAGGCCUCUCAGGGCCCUGGACUAUUUGGCCAGAUGGCCAGCACUGCUGCCGGUGUCGCCAUCGGCUCCUCCGUCGGCCACGCAAUCGGCGGCCUCUUCAGCGGCGGUUCCUCCGAGCCCGCCGCUCCCGUCCAGGCCCAGGCCGCUCCCCAACAGAACCAGCAGUACAACAACUGCGCCGGCGCCGCCCAGAACUUCACAAAGUGCCUCGACGACAACGGCGGCAACAUGCAGAUCUGCAACUGGUACCUUGAGCAGCUCAAGGCUUGCCAGGCCGCCGCUAGCCAGUACUAA
This is a messenger RNA of Trichoderma aggressivum f. europaeum, 432 nucleotides long. RefSeq lists its product as uncharacterized. Gene Ontology annotation, biological process: mitochondrion organization. Gene Ontology annotation, cellular component: mitochondrion; nucleus. The record is from RefSeq and is a predicted model, not a curated record. The transcript is spliced from 2 exons. Lineage: Eukaryota; Fungi; Ascomycota; Sordariomycetes; Hypocreales; Hypocreaceae. The coding region runs from base 1 to 432 and encodes 143 amino acids.